Bufo gargarizans (Asiatic toad) is the source of this 2247-nucleotide messenger RNA. RefSeq names its product PX domain containing serine/threonine kinase like (gene PXK). The record is from RefSeq and is a predicted model, not a curated record. Gene Ontology annotation, molecular function: protein kinase activity; ATP binding; phosphatidylinositol binding. NCBI's taxonomy places the organism in Eukaryota, Metazoa, Chordata, Amphibia, Anura, Bufonidae. Gene Ontology annotation, biological process: endosome to lysosome transport; protein phosphorylation; early endosome to late endosome transport. Gene Ontology annotation, cellular component: late endosome; early endosome; extrinsic component of endosome membrane.
CCGCCCCUCUGCACUGCCGGGCCUGCGCUCAGUAGUGACUGCCUGCUUCUGCCGGGAUGGCGUUCAUGGACAAACCGCCGGCCAGCAGGCUCUUCCUGGAUGACACGGUACCGCUCUCCGCUGUGAUAGAGGCCAGCCAGAGCCUGCAGUCCCACACGGAGUACAUCAUACGUGUCCAGCGAGGCAUAUCCAUGGAGAACAGCUGGCAGAUAAUUAGACGAUACAGUGACUUUGACAUGCUCAACAACAGCCUGCAGAUCUCAGGUUUAAGUCUACCUCUGCCGCCCAAGAAAUUAAUAGGGAACAUGGAUCGGGAAUUCAUUGCCGAGAGGCAGAAAGGACUUCAGAAUUAUCUGAACUACAUCACCUCCAAUCAUAUCCUUAGCAAUUACGAACCAGUGAAGAAAUUCCUUGACCCCAGCAACUAUUCCGCAAACUACACUGAAAUUGCCUUGCAGCAAGUCUCCAUGUUCUUCCGAUCAGAGCCCAAAUUUGAGGUGAUCGAGCCCUUGAAGGACAUCGGUUGGAGACUCCGGAAAAGAUAUUUCCUGAUGAAAUGUAAAAAUCAACCAAAAGAGCCCCUGGUCUUAAGCUGGGCUGAUUUGGGACCUGAUAAAUUCCUGCAGGAUAAAGACUUUCAGACUGCGAUAAAACUGCUGCCCUCGUGGACUCAUCCGUACAUCCACCGCGUCACGUUUACCACAGCCAGCGAGUCCUCCGCCCUAGUUAUCAGGCCAUUCAAUGAAAAGGGAACCUUAAAGGAUCUGAUCUACAAGGCCAAACCUAAAGAUCCCUUUCUGAAGAAAUACUGUAAUCCCAGAAAAAUCCAAGGGCUGGAGCUGCAGCAAAUCAAGACAUUUGGGAGACAGAUUUUAGAGGUACUCAAGUUUUUACAUGAUCGGGGUUAUCCCUACGGUCAUCUUCAUGCUUCCAAUAUUAUGCUUGAAGGAGAGACGUGUCGCCUGAUGGACCUAGAGAAUUGCCUACUCGGAUUACCGUCCUUUUACAGAUCUUAUUUCAGACAAUUCAGAAAAAUUCAUACUUUGGAAAGCAUCGACGUGCACUGCUUCGGCCACUUACUAUAUGAGAUGACGUACGGCCGACCCCCUGAUUCUGUGCCUGUGGACCAGUUUCCGCCGGCUCCGUCCAUGUCAGUGGUGUCUGUCCUGGAGUCCAUCUUGUCAUGUGAAGCCUGCAAAUCUGGCAUGCCGUCCGUGUCCCAGCUCCUUCAGAUGCCGUUAUUUAGUGACGUGGUGCUGAUGAAUACGGAAAAACCUCAGUUUAAGAUUCCUACCAAGUUAAAAGAAGCCCUGAAAACAGCCAAAGAAUGUAUGGAGAAGAGGCUCGUGGAGGAGCAGAAAUCGAUCUACCAGCACAGACGACUGACACGAGCACAGUCACAUCACGGGUCAGAGGAAGAGAAGAAAAAGAGGAAAAUUUUGGCACGAAAGAAGUCAAAGCGCACAAACUGCGAAUCUGGAGAGGAGCAGUCAAUGAAAUGCAACAACUCAAAUAAUUCAGGCUCUGGAACGAGUUCUCCUCUGACAUCGCCCUCGUCUCCUACACCACCUUCAACAGCAGGGACGUCAACAUUUCCGAUACCAGCAGCCCCCCCUCCUCCUCCGCCCCCUCCACCAGUGGCGCCUCUUUCUCCUUCAAGCAAAGAUGUGUCAACUAAAUUGGCCCUGCCCUCUGUAAAUGGUGCAGGCCGUGGAGCCUUACUGAAUUCCAUCGCAACCUUCAAGAAAGGAGGGCUGAAGAGAGCGGUGACAAAUGACCACAGUGCCCCCCGGAUCAGCUGAACCUGGACGUGUACAGCCCGUCCUGUUCUCUAGUCACGUGUUUUAUAACAGGAUGUCAUUAAUGAGGUCACCUUACGUUUUAAGAAAGGUUGAGAGUAGAAAAAAAAAAUAUAUAUAGAUGCUCCUAUUAAUUCUCUCCAGUAUACAGUCCAGGGAUGGCCAACCUACAACUCCCACCAUUCCCUGCUGUAGGCAGACUGGGCAUGCUAGGAGUUGUAGUUUUGCAACAGCUGGAGAGAGCCGCAGGUUGGCCAUCCCUGAUAUAGUCACUGUGCACAAAAACACCAGAUAUUUUACUAUCUAGGAAAAUAGUAGUAUUUAACAGGACAGUGAUGUUUCAUAAAGCAGAUGUGGGAAUGAUCAUCUGUCCCCUUCCCCCCAAAAAAGAGGGAGGGGGGGGGGAAAUAGUUCCAAUAUUGUUCAUUGGUCACAUCUGGUAUUGCAG